AUGUUUGAUUAUAGGUCGAUUAGCAGAAGCAAUUUUCUUCAAUUUUUCUCUUAUACUUUUAUUAUAAUAGAUUUCAUAAUCAUUCAGAUCUUAAGAUUAAUAAGGAUAGUUGGACAGAUGAAGAAGUUUAAACUAUUAUAAAAGCUCAUAAAAAAUUAGGAAAUCGUUGGUCUUUGAAUAUUGGAUUAUUGAAAGAUAGAACAAAUAAUUCUAAAAAAAAUCAUUGGAAUAGCUCAUUAUAAAGAAGAUUAAAGAUGUAAAAUUGAUGGGAAGAUUUAUAAGUAUAAUAAAAUUAAGAUGAAACUUAAAUUAAAGGUAUUCCAAGAAGAAAAAUUUUUCAAAAAAUUAUUUAUUAAAAAACACCAGUGA
Molecule: messenger RNA, 369 nt
Organism: Paramecium sonneborni
Lineage: Eukaryota; Ciliophora; Oligohymenophorea; Peniculida; Parameciidae
Source: the annotation of a GenBank genome assembly